UUGAGACGCUCGCUGUUUGUAUCCAUUGAGGAGCUGCCUCGCGCAGGGGGUGUGCGAGGCUGAGUCCAAGGGAUAGUGAGCAAAUCGAGUCUUAAAUAAUCCGGGGAGAAAGACGCCCGGGUAGAUUGAGGUGCAGCCUUAGAGGGAGGGAUUAGGAGCCGCUAGACUUUUUUUCCUCCCUUCUCAGUAGCACGGAGUCCGAAUUAAUUGGAUUUCAUUCACUGGGGAGGAACAAAAACUGUCUGGGCAGCUUCAUUGAGAGAGAUUCAUUGACACUAACAGCCAGCGGCUGCAGCUGGGUGCAGAGAGAACCUCCGGCUUUACUUCUGUCUCGUCUGCCCCAACCGCUAGCCUCGGCUUGGGUAAGGCGAGGCGGAAUUAAACCCCGCUCCGAGAGCGGCAGCUUCGCGCGCGGUGCGCUCGGCCUAUGCCUGCCCCGAGGGGCGUCUGGUAGGCACCCCGCCCUCUCCCGCAGCUCGACCCCCAUGAUAGAUACGCUCAGACCCGUGCCCUUCGCGUCGGAAAUGGCGAUCAGCAAGACAGUGGCGUGGCUCAACGAGCAGCUGGAGCUGGGCAACGAGCGGCUGCUGCUGAUGGACUGCCGGCCGCAGGAGCUAUACGAGUCGUCGCACAUCGAGUCGGCCAUCAACGUGGCCAUCCCGGGCAUCAUGCUGCGGCGCCUGCAGAAGGGCAACCUGCCGGUGCGCGCGCUCUUCACGCGCGGCGAGGACCGGGACCGCUUCACCCGGCGCUGUGGCACCGACACGGUGGUGCUCUACGACGAGAGCAGCAGCGACUGGAACGAGAAUACGGGCGGCGAGUCGGUGCUUGGGCUGCUGCUCAAGAAGCUCAAGGACGAGGGCUGCCGGGCGUUCUACCUGGAAGGUGGCUUCAGUAAGUUCCAAGCCGAGUUCGCCCUGCAUUGCGAGACCAAUCUAGACGGCUCGUGUAGCAGCAGCUCGCCGCCGUUGCCAGUGCUGGGGCUCGGGGGCCUGCGGAUCAGCUCUGACUCUUCCUCGGACAUCGAGUCUGACCUUGACCGAGACCCCAAUAGUGCAACAGAUUCGGAUGGCAGUCCGCUGUCCAACAGCCAGCCUUCCUUCCCAGUGGAGAUCUUGCCUUUCCUCUACUUGGGCUGUGCCAAAGACUCCACCAACUUGGACGUGUUGGAGGAAUUCGGCAUCAAGUACAUCUUGAACGUCACCCCCAAUUUGCCGAAUCUCUUUGAGAACGCAGGAGAGUUUAAAUACAAGCAAAUCCCCAUCUCGGAUCACUGGAGCCAAAACCUGUCCCAGUUUUUCCCUGAGGCCAUUUCUUUCAUAGAUGAAGCCCGGGGCAAGAACUGUGGUGUCUUGGUACAUUGCUUGGCUGGCAUUAGCCGCUCAGUCACUGUGACCGUGGCUUACCUUAUGCAGAAGCUCAAUCUGUCGAUGAACGAUGCCUAUGACAUUGUCAAAAUGAAAAAAUCCAACAUAUCCCCUAACUUCAACUUCAUGGGUCAGCUGCUGGACUUCGAGAGGACGCUGGGACUCAGCAGCCCGUGUGACAACCGGGUUCCAGCACAGCAGCUGUAUUUUACCACCCCUUCCAACCAGAAUGUCUACCAGGUGGACUCUCUGCAAUCUACGUGAAAGACCCCACACCCCUCCUUGCUGGAAUGUGUCUGGCCCUUCAGCAGUUUCUCUUGGCAGCAUCAGCUGGGCUGCUUUCUUUGUGUGGGGCCCCAGGUGUCAAAAUGACACCAGCUGUCUGUACUAGACAAGGUUACCAAGUGCGGAAUUGGUUAAUACUAACAGAGAGAUUUGCUCCAUUCUCUUUGGAAUAACAGGACAUGCUGUAUAGAUACAGGCAGUAGGUUUGCUCUGUACCCAUGUGUACAGCCUACCCAUGCAGGGACUGGGAUUCGAGGACUUCCAGGCACAUAGGGUAGGACCAAAUGAUAGGGUAGGAGCAUGUGUUCUUUAGGGCCUUGUAAGGCUGUUUCCUUUUGCAUCUGGAACUGACUAUAUAAUUGUCUUCAAUGAAGACUAAUUCAAUUUUGCAUAUAGAGGAGCCAAAGAGAGAUUUCAGCUCUGUAUUUGUGGUAUCAGUUUGGAAAAAAAAAUCUGAUACUCCAUUUGAUUAUUGUAAAUAUUUGAUCUUGACUCACUUGACAGUGUUUGUUUGAAUUGUGUUUGUUUUUUCCUUUGAUUGGGUUUAAAAGAAAUUAUCCAAAGGGAGAAAGAGCAGUAUGCCACUUCUUAAAACAGAACAAAACAAAAAAAGAAAAUUAUGCUCUUUUCUAAUCCAAAGGGUAUAUUUGCAGCAUGCUUGACUUUACCAAUUCUGAUGACAUCUUUAUGGACACUAUUAUCACUAAGACCUUGUUAUGGUGAAGUCUUUAGUCUUUUUCAUGUAUCUUCCUCAUGAUUUUUUCUCUUUAUGUAGUUUGACUAUGCCUUACCUUUGUAAAUAUUUUUGCUUGUGUUGUCGCAAAGGGGAUAAUCUUGGAAAGACACCAAAUCAUGGGCUCACUUUAAAAAAAGAAAAAAAUAAAAAAACCUUCAGCUGUGCUAAACAGUAUAUUACCUCUGUAUAAAAUUCUUCAGGGAGUGUCACCUCAAAUGCAAUACUUUGGGUUGGUUUCUUUCCUUUAAAAAAAUUUGUAUAAAACUGGAAGUGUGUGUGUGAGCAUGGGUACCCAUUUGAUAGGAGAAAUGCAUUUGAUUGUGAAGAAGGGAGAGUUAAAUUGCUCCAAUAUGUUCGUGGUGUAAAGUUUUGAGCUGGAAUUUAUUAUAAGAAUGUAAAACCUUAAAUUAUUAAUAAAUAACUAUUUUGGCUAUUGAA
This is a messenger RNA of Pongo pygmaeus (Bornean orangutan), 2826 nucleotides long. RefSeq names its product dual specificity phosphatase 6 (gene DUSP6). Gene Ontology annotation, biological process: regulation of heart growth; negative regulation of ERK1 and ERK2 cascade; positive regulation of apoptotic process. The record is from RefSeq and is a predicted model, not a curated record. The transcript is spliced from 3 exons. Gene Ontology annotation, molecular function: protein tyrosine/threonine phosphatase activity; MAP kinase tyrosine/serine/threonine phosphatase activity; MAP kinase tyrosine phosphatase activity. Gene Ontology annotation, cellular component: cytosol; cytoplasm. Lineage: Eukaryota; Metazoa; Chordata; Mammalia; Primates; Hominidae. The coding region runs from base 486 to 1631 and encodes 381 amino acids.